AUGCACGCCCAUCAUGCACGUCCAUCAUGCACAUCCAUCAUGCACGCCCAUCAUGCACAUCCAUCAUGCACAUCCAUCAUGCACGCCCAUCAUGCACAUCCAUCAUGCACGCCCAUCAUGCACAUCCAUCAUGCACAUCCAUCAUGCACGCCCAUCAUGCACAUCCAUCAUGCACAUCCAUCAUGCACGCCCAUCAUGCACAUCCAUCAUGCACGCCCAUCAUGCACAUCCAUCAUGCACGCCCAUCAUGCACAUCCAUCAUGCACGCCCAUCAUGCACAUCCAUCAUGCACAUCAUGCAUCAUGCACGCACCAUCAUGCACAUCCAUCAUGCACGCCCAUCAUGCACAUCCAUCAUGCACAUCCAUCAUGCACAUCCAUCAUGCACGCCCAUCAUGCACAUCCAUCAUGCACAUCCAUCAUGCACAUCAUGCAUCAUCCAUCAUGCACGCCCAUCAUGCACAUCCAUCAUGCACAUCAUGCACAUCAUCAUGCACGCCCAUCAUGCACAUCCAUCAUGCACGCACCAUCAUGCACAUCCAUCAUGCACAUCCAUCAUGCACGCCCAUCAUGCACAUCCAUCAUGCACAUCCAUCAUGCACGCCCAUCAUGCACAUCCAUCAUGCACGCCCAUCAUGCACAUCCAUCAUGCACGCCCAUCAUGCACAUCCACAUCAUGCACAUCCAUCAUGCACAUCCAUCAUGCACAUCCAUCAUGCACAUCCACAUGCCAUCAUGCACGCACAUCAUGCACAUCCAUCAUGCACAUGCCAUCAUGCACGCCCAUCAUGCACAUCCAUCAUGCACAUCCAUCAUGCACAUCAUCCAUCAUGCACGCCCAUCAUGCACAUCCAUCAUGCACCAUCAUGCCAUCAUGCACGCCCAUCCAUCAUGCACGCCCAUCAUGCACAUCCAUCAUGCACAUCCAUCAUGCACGCCCAUCAUCAUGCACAUCCAUCAUGCACGCCCAUCAUGCACAUCCAUCAUGCACGCCCAUCAUGCACAUCCAUCAUGCACAUCCAUCAUGCACGCCCAUCAUGCACAUCCAUCAUGCCAUCAUGCACGCCCAUCAUGCACAUCCAUCAUGCACAUCCAUCAUGCACGCCCAUCAUGCACAUCCAUCAUGCACGCCCAUCAUGCCAUCCAUCAUGCAUCCAUCAUGCACGCCCAUCAUGCACAUCCAUCAUGCACAUCCAUCAUGCACGCCCAUCAUGCACAUCCAUCAUGCACAUCCAUCAUGCACGCCCAUCAUGCACAUCCAUCAUGCACAUCCAUCAUGCACGCCCAUCAUGCACAUCCAUCAUGCACAUCCAUCAUGCACCAUCAUGCACAUCCAUCAUGCACAUCCAUCAUGCACGCCCAUCAUGCACAUCCAUCAUGCACAUCCAUCAUGCACAUCCAUCAUGCACGCCCAUCAUGCACAUCCAUCAUGCACAUCCAUCAUGCACAUCCAUCAUGCACAUCCAUCAUGCACAUCCAUCAUGCACAUCCAUCAUGCACAUCCAUCAUGCACAUCCAUCAUGCACAUCAUGCACAUCAUCAUGCACAUCCAUCAUGCACAUCAUGCACAUCCAUCAUGCACAUCCAUCAUGCACAUCCAUCAUGCACAUCAUGCACAUCCAUCAUGCACAUCCAUCAUGCACAUCAUCAUGCACAUCCAUCAUGCACAUCCAUCAUGCACCCCAUCAUGCACCCCAUCAUGCACCCCAUCAUGCACCCCAUCAUGCAUCCAUGCACAUCCAUCAUGCACAUCCAUCAUGCACAUCCAUCAUGCACGCCCAUCAUGCACAUCCAUCAUGCACAUCCAUCAUGCACGCCCAUCAUGCACAUCCAUCAUGCACAUCCAUCAUGCACGCCCAUCAUGCACAUCCAUCAUGCACAUCCAUCAUGCACGCCCAUCAUGCACAUCCAUCAUGCACAUCCAUCAUGCACGCCCAUCAUGCACAUCCAUCAUGCACAUCCAUCAUGCACGCCCAUCAUGCACAUCCAUCAUGCACAUCCAUCAUGCACGCCCAUCAUGCACAUCCAUCAUGCACAUCCAUCAUGCACGCCCAUCAUGCACAUCCAUCAUGCACGCCCAUCAUGCACAUCCAUCAUGCACGCCCAUCAUGCACAUCCCUCAUGCACAUCCAUCAUGCACGCCCAUCAUGCACAUCCAUCAUGCACAUCCAUCAUGCACGCCCAUCAUGCACGCCCAUCAUGCACAUCCAUCAUGCACACCCAUCAUGCACGCCCAUCAUGCACGCCCAUCAUGCACAUCCCUCAUGCACAUCCAUCAUGCACGCCCAUCAUGCACAUCCAUCAUGCACAUCCAUCAUGCACGCCCAUCAUGCACGCCCAUCAUGCACAUCCAUCAUGCACGCCCAUCAUGCACAUCCAUCAAGUAUGUAUAAAUGGAACAAAAUUGGUCAACAUGUAA
Messenger RNA from Procambarus clarkii (red swamp crayfish), 2418 nucleotides. Lineage: Eukaryota; Metazoa; Arthropoda; Malacostraca; Decapoda; Cambaridae. The record is from RefSeq and is a predicted model, not a curated record.